Messenger RNA from Vanessa tameamea, 1125 nucleotides. RefSeq lists its product as uncharacterized. The record is from RefSeq and is a predicted model, not a curated record. Lineage: Eukaryota; Metazoa; Arthropoda; Insecta; Lepidoptera; Nymphalidae. The transcript is spliced from 2 exons. Bases 82 to 1125 code for a protein of 347 amino acids.
UACACAUUUUAAUUCACUUUUGACUAUUUAUUUCUAAAGGUUCAAAAACACCUAAAAUUAAUGUGAAUCACAAUAGUUCACAUGAUAUCCAGUCCCAAUUACAAAAGUGUUGAAAUAAAUAUCACUACGUAUAAAUACAAUAUCGCCAAAAAUAUGACCGAAGACAGAUUUGAUAGACGAUUUUCUAAAAACAAACAAAACCGGUACAUAUGCUCUGUAUGUUUAAACCGAAAACGAUCCAACGAAGAUUAUAAGAACAUCGAAAGUAAUAAUCGAAGGUCUUGUCCUAUUUGUCAAGAAGGACGAGACUACGAUUUUGAAACCAGUUGCGCAGAUCAAAAUGCCCAUAAAGAUAUUAAUAAUAUACAUCAAACAAACGAAACUUUAGGCAAUGAUAUAGAAAAACGUGGAAAAAACAUACAAACUUCUCAGCCAGAUAUUACACAAGGUAUGUCGUUAUUGAAUGAAGUGCUGAAUGUGUUUCAAAGUAAAAAACAAUUAGACAAUAAAGAUAAAUCAUACAAAACAAUAAUAUUGAAAGAUGCAAGUGUUAGCACAGAAGAGAACAAGAAAGACGGCCCAAAACUGUCUCUUAGUAAAAUAUUUUACUGUUCCAUUGAAGAAACUAGCCAAAUGUACAAUAAGUUUGUCAUCAUAAAUUGUCAGCCAGAAACAACUAAAACUUCGCAAUUUUCAAUCGACUUAAUCAACAGAAAAUCAUCAUCAAUACCUCAAAUGAAAUUAGAGGAAUUAAAGAAAUCUUUGAAAGAAAAAACAAAAUCGAAAGACGCGAUCGAAGAAGUUAACAGGAUGUUUGCAAGUGUAAGAAAAUAUGAAAUCACUCAAAAUUUAGAUAUUCCAAACAGACCGAUGGUACGGAAUGGCCCUAGAGUGUUGCCUGUUGUAAAAACUCCAACCGAAGAUAAAGGUACAAAGGGUGACUCUCCAAAAAAUUCUCGAAAUUGUCAAACAAAUUACAAAAUGUCUAGCGGUGAUUCUUACGAAUACUGCCAUACAAACGAAAGAUGUGAAAAUUGUUUUUACAUGAAGUGCCACUACCAACAUCGUUCAAAGUCUGGAGCUGCUUGUCCAAAUUGUCGUAAGGAAUGUGACCACAGCAAAUGA